GUUCUUAAAAAGCUUGAUCAAAUUUCCCAGUGCUCCUCUCUCUUCUCUCACUGGUUCUCUCAUCUCUCUCACUAAAACGACGUCGCGCCUUUUUUGACCUUUUCUUCCUUGAACGGUCUUCUCUCUCUCUCCGAUCGUCGGAAUCGAAACGUCGUCGCUUUGUUUUUUAGCCUCGUCAAUCUUUCUCUGCGAUUCUUGCUCAGUGACGGAAAACAGUUGGGGAAUUUAGAGGCCUAAAGGAAGAAGAGAGGUUAGGGUUUUGGUUAGAUGGAGGCGUCGCCGUCGGGAAAUGGGAGCGGUGGCGGAGGUGAGGACCGGACGGCGUCGUUCGCCUCUAUGCAAUUCCCGGCGCUACGGUUUUUCCGGUCUCCGCUUUCUUUUCUGUUAGAUUACUCCGGUAUACUCACGCCGACCUCGUCGUCCUCGAGCCACCGCGAAGGCGACGCGGAGGCGGUGACUGCCGGCGUCGCGGCCGCCGAUUCGCGGCCGCAUUCUCCUGCGUCCUGCUCCAGCAGCGGCUCAAGAAACGCCGGGGAGGUUUCGAUUCGGAUCAUCGGCGCCGGAGAACAGGAGGACCGCGGGAGUGGUGACGAAACGACGACGGCGGUGCAUGAGAAUGGAGGAGCGGAGGGGUUGGACAGUCAGGCCGGGAUGGAUGAGAGAGUCCCCUUGGUGGCUCCGUCGUCGUCGCCGGAAAAUGAGGCCGGAGAGGGUGGGAAUGGUGUGGAGGAUAAUUCUAGGGAUGCGGCUCACCAGAGAUACGAUAUUCAACAGGCGGCGAGGUGGAUUGAGCAGGUUCUUCCGUUCUCUUUGCUCUUACUCGUCGUCUUCAUCCGUCAGCAUUUGCAAGGUUUCUUUGUCACUAUAUGGAUAUCAGCUGUCUUGUAUAGGUCAAAUGAUAUGGUCAAGAAGCAGACGGCUCUAAAGGGAGACAGGAAAAUCUCCUUUCUUGUAGGCAUGGCUGUUGCUUUUAUGUUUCAUGUGGUUGUUGUUUACUGGUGGUAUGGAAAUGAAGAUCUUUUGUACCCGCUGGCUUUGCUUCCUCCUAAAGCCAUACCACCAUUCUGGCAUGCAAUUUUCAUCAUUUUGGUAAAUGAUACUUUGGUGAGACAGGCAACAAUGGCUUUCAAGUGUUUGUUACUUGUAUACUACAAGAAUGGAAGAGGGCAUAACUAUCGUCGACAGGGUCAAAUGUUGACUGUUGUUGAGUAUUCGCUGCUGCUGUACCGUGCCUUACUACCAGCACCUGUUUGGUACAGAUUCUUCCUGAACAAAGAAUAUGGAAGCCUCUUCUCAUCACUUGUUACAGGAUUAUACCUGACCUUUAAGCUAACAUCUGUCGUUGAGAAGGUUCAAUCAUUUUUUGCUUCUAUAAGGGCAUUAUCACGAAAAGAUAUUCAUUAUGGGUCCCACGCAACAUUAGAACAGGUAACUACAGCAGGAGACCUUUGUGCCAUAUGCCAGGAGAAGAUGCAUGCUCCCAUCCUAUUGCGCUGUAAACACAUCUUCUGCGAGGACUGUGUCUCCGAGUGGUUUGAGAGAGAAAGAACUUGCCCUUUAUGCCGGGCAGUAGUGAAACCUGCAGAUCUGCGAACAUUUGGGGAUGGCUCUACGAGUUUAUUUUUCCAGUUCUUUUAGGAAUCUAAGUCCUGACUUUCACAGCGUAGAUAUAUGAGUAGCAUUCUUGAAACGGUCACGUUUUGUUCUUGCUAUAAGAAAAUGAAUGUAAUCUGAUAACAAUGUAUCAUCUUUAGGUUGGCUCCUGGAAAUCAGAUGGUAGGUGUUAUCACCAGUGGGAGAUGUGGUUUGGUAUUAUGUCAAUGUGUUGCGAUCAUGAGGUCAUCCCUGAACCUAAUGGGUGAUAAAACAGAUGGCACGUGAUUAGUCUACUCCAUCUACAAAACUUUGCCUCUGAUAAAUGAGGUCAACCUCAGAUAUGUUAUCUCCUUUGUACAGAAGUUCUAUGAUCCUUUUUUUCUUCA
Molecule: messenger RNA, 1982 nt
Organism: Argentina anserina (silverweed cinquefoil)
Lineage: Eukaryota; Viridiplantae; Streptophyta; Magnoliopsida; Rosales; Rosaceae
Exons: 8
Coding region: 268-1638 (456 amino acids)
Biological process (GO): positive regulation of ERAD pathway
Molecular function (GO): ubiquitin protein ligase activity
Source: RefSeq, a predicted model, not a curated record